Fusarium poae is the source of this 2430-nucleotide messenger RNA. RefSeq lists its product as uncharacterized. Lineage: Eukaryota; Fungi; Ascomycota; Sordariomycetes; Hypocreales; Nectriaceae. The record is from RefSeq and is a predicted model, not a curated record. The transcript is spliced from 2 exons. Bases 1 to 2430 code for a protein of 809 amino acids.
AUGUGCGACAUCGAAUCUUACAUUGGAGACACGGCGAAACAGAACAGUUCUGGGUCAACAUUCCCGAAGCGAAGAGCAGCACAAUAUGAUAGUUCAAAACGGCGAUCGAAGACUGAAUCGCCUGCUCCCUUAGAUGUUCGCCCGGAUGAAGCUGGAAAAGUACAUCUGUCUAGUCAGAAACCCGUUUCAGACGAAAUCUCCUCGUUGGAGCGUCGUAUUGUAACGAUUCGUCACAGUCAUGGAGAUCGGGGAGUUUGGGACAUCUUUAAGCAGCUCCCGAAUGACGGCAAUGUGCAUCUUGUGGCCAAACCUCGAGCUGAAUUUCUGCGCGAUAGCAUCUUGAAGGCAGCACUGACAGAUGCUGACCGGAUGGAGGAGGUUUUCACAUUUGCCCAGGAGCUCCAAAGAAUACACCAUUUUGAAUGGCCCGAUUUAUACCUGAAAGUCGUUCAUUUCUAUAUGGCCCAAACUGACUGCGAAACUGCAUUUCGUUGGCAUUUGAAACUCAUGCCAACUUUCCGUCCAGAUUUGAAUAGCUUUGGUGCCUUCCUGGCAAGUUUCGCUAUCGACUUCUCCCCUGUUAACCAGAGCACAUUGACCAGAAUUUACGUCUUUAACCCUUAUCGCAGGCUGUAUGACUAUGUCGUGCCAGCCCUCUUUGAUUCUGGGCAGUCACAUGCAGCACGCGUUUGGAGAAAACGUUUCAUUUUGUUCAACGACCAUGCCGCGUCACAAAAGUCUAUGCCUUUUCUUGACUUCUUGUCCCGGUACUUUUCCAAAGUGCAGCUCACUAAAGAAGAGUCAGCAAUACUCAAUCGAGAUGCUAGUAUUGAUGACGAUACUGCUGCAUCGGAUACAACAGACAAUGACACCCACUUCAGCCAGCACAAGGGUAUGUUCAGCGAUAAGUUCACAGCCCGGUGGUUCGCCAGCUCUUGGACUUCGUCUGAGUUUGCAAUCAACCUCAUGCACAAACUUGGCCUUCGGGCAAUUGGACCACAAUCAUUGCAGUCAGUUGCUUUAAGAGAAUACGAUGCCCAAGGGGUCAAUGAUCGCUUGACACAAUUUCGAGAACUGGGAAUCGAUAUAUCCUCAACAGUUUAUUGCAGGGCCAUUGUAUCAUUCGCUGAAAAAAGAGAGGAUGAGCUGCUCAGAGACCUAUUGCACUGCGAUAUACACCCAGACGAAUUUGAAAAUUCCGAGACCAGGGUGAUGCUACUCGCUGCUUCUGCCAAAGAACAGGAUUGGAGACGGGAACGGUUACUCCAACAGGUCGAGGCUUUGAUUGCUAAACCAACACCAAGAAAAGAAAAGAGCCUGUCCGAGGAGCUCAACAAGAAUCUUCGGGCUGCCCUAUCAACACAAGGACUGGCGAAAGUGAGGAGCGUUUUCGACAAGAUGGACAACCUGAAUGUCAGUAUAGAACAGAAGAACUCGGAAGUAUUUCUCAGUCGCGUGUUUGACGGUGUUUGGUAUCACCCCAAAACCAGCAAACAGAAACUCCAUGGCUAUCAACAAGAUCCAAAACUUGACAGAGCUAUCCAUUUAUCUUUGCGAGUAGCACGGCAUGGGGUUGCUAUUCCCAUUAAAUACUGGCAAAUAUUGCUCUAUAACCUUGGACGUUUGGGACGUUUCAAUGAGCUUGAGGAGCUCAGUCAUGAGAUAUGUGAGCUAUACAGCCCAGAGCUUGGAGGGCUGAUUCCAGUGCACCGGUGUGACGUGCCGCCCAAGCCCGAUUCGAAACCCAAAAUGUCAAACAGCGGCACAGAAGGAUGGGUCGAGUAUCACUCAUUCCCGGACGGCAAGAAAAAGAUAAGCCACUUCAGAGAAGAGUUUUGGAGAGCUGAAAUAGGCAUGACCGAAGAGGAACCGAAUGCAAUUACGGCCAAAUCAGGACCCUCCGCCGACGACCUCUCGAGAAAAAGCAACGAUCCUGAGUAUACCUUUUGCAUACCAGCCGACUUGCCCUUCACCAAUAGGCAACAUCCCAUACAUAAGAUUUUUGAUGUUAACCUACAACGUGCCAUCAUUCGAUGGGGCUUCGACAAGACCGUGAAACAAGAGCCGGUCCAGCUUUCCCUUGCAAGGGUCAAGCCCGAAGGAGUCACAGACUACGACCUAGCAUGCGGCGUCCGUCUUUUGGCCCUGUUGAGGGAAAAGGGCGUCUACAUCGAUCAACAAGUUGUGCGAAGUGCGGUUAUUAUGCGGCUUGCGGUGGCACAUAUACCAGGGAGGGCGAGAGCAAGGGCAAGAGACGACAGGGAGCUGUCGCCCGCGAAUAUCAAGCGGUUGGUGGAAGAAGCCUGGGGCUCUGCAAUCCUCCCUGGCGAGAAACAUUUGACCAUGGAGUUGGAGAACAUGAAGCCAAAGCUGUGGAAGAGCUUUCCCAGGCUUUUUGAAAAGAGUUAUGAUAAAAACGAAACCAGGUGA